Messenger RNA from Mugil cephalus (flathead mullet), 5012 nucleotides. It is a transcript of the gene topbp1, whose product is annotated as DNA topoisomerase II binding protein 1. Gene Ontology annotation, biological process: mitotic DNA replication checkpoint signaling; mitotic G2 DNA damage checkpoint signaling; DNA replication initiation. Lineage: Eukaryota; Metazoa; Chordata; Actinopteri; Mugiliformes; Mugilidae. The transcript is spliced from 28 exons. The coding region runs from base 336 to 4904 and encodes 1522 amino acids. The record is from RefSeq and is a predicted model, not a curated record.
ACAAUAUCAACAAAGAGUGCAUUUUAAUUUUCGCCGGACUUUUAUGUUUGAAUUAUUCUAACAUGUUCAUUGAUUUGUUUAAUUGUACGGAUAUUAGUGAUUGUAUGUUUAUGAUAAUGUGAAUGCCAAUGGUUUUUGAAGCAUUUUUACUUUAUAAAUACGAGUUAUACACCAGUUUGAGUGUUAGCUAACCGGUUAAGCCUUUAGAUGAAGUGAGGUCAUAGUUCGAGGUGUUUCUUUUUGACAAGGCGGGCUAACAUUGAGAUAGUCUCAUGUGACAAGUUCAGACUUCAUAUUGGUAAUCUGAGGCAGUCUGUAGGAGGUAGAAGUCAACCAUGUCCACGGGAGACAAGGAAGCUUUUAUUGUGAAGUUUGUGGAGGGUAAAGGACCAAAAAAUGAGUACGCUGUCAAAGCUUACGAGGCUAUUUUGGAGCUGCAGUCUGAGAAGCAUUUGAAAACCAUCAAAGAGGAAGAUGUUUUACAGAUGGACAAGAAGGACAAGGCUCUGUUUGUCUUCAGCAGCUUCACGUCUCCUGCGUUCCUACACUGCAAGAAGCUUUGCUGCAGAGUUGUGAGUCCGCUGGUGGUGUUGUACUGCCUGCAACAUCAACGCUGUGUCCCCAAAGCGGAGAAGCCCGUCUACAACAUGGCCAUGGCUGACGUCACUAUUUCCUGCACCAGCCUGGACAAAGCAACACGGGCAGAGAUAAUGGACCUGGUGCAACUCAUGGGAGGACGGGUCUACCUUGAUCUAAAUGUGUCCGUCACACACCUGAUUGCAGGAGAGGUGGGCAGCAAGAAGUACCUGGUCGCUGCCAGUUUGAGUAAACCUAUUCUACUGCCCUCAUGGGUCAGAGCAUGCUGGGAAAAAUCACAGGACAGUCUUUUCAGGUAUACAGAUCUGCCCACGGAGGAAUAUCUGUGCCCUGUGCUGCGUGGCUGUACUGUUUGUGUCACAGGCCUCUCCAGAACGGAGCGCAAAGAGGUGGAGCGGCUUUGUGAGGAGCAUGGGGGCAACUACAGCGGUCAGCUCAGAAUGAAUGAGUGCACACACCUCAUUGUUAGUGAUCCGACAGGUCAGAAAUAUGAGUGUGCUCGGAGUUGGAAUGUGUAUUGCGUGUCUCUGCACUGGCUGUUCGACAGUAUAGAGAAGGGCUUCUGUCAAGACGAGAGCAGAUACAUCGUGGAACGCAAUGGGUCGAAAACCACUCGACCUCAUACGUCCACUCCCACUGGCACCAGCAAGAAGGAGGAGGGUCCAUCUCUUUUGGGCUUGAGCCACAUUUCUGUCAACGCCAGCAUGACCAUAAACGACACAGCCCUCACCACCACCACCAGCGCCAUCAGCCGCCUGGAAGCUCCAGACCCCAUAGACAGCCUGGAUCUCACCGUGUGCCCCGCUGAUGAUAUAUUGGACGGCUGUAAACUGUAUCUGUGUGGCGUGUCGGGGAAGAGGCUGGAGAAGCUGCGGCGUCUUGUGAAUGCCGCAGGAGGUCUGCGCUUCAACCAGCUCAGUGAGGAACUUACGCAUGUGGUUAUGGGACAGCUGGACGAGGAACUGAAGAACUUUCUCUCCAAAGCCACUCACAGGCCACAUGUAGUAACAGUCCAGUGGUUGAUAGACAGCUUCUCCAAAGGCAGCCUGCUCCCAGAAUCAGGAUACCUCCACCCCGACUGUCUGCCUCCUGCUCCGGUGACUGUUUCUGUGCCAGCUCAUCACGUACCCACCUCCUCACCGUCGGCCGGUCCACCUGUCGCCAGUCCCAGCACUCCCACGCACAAGAGGGCAGACGAGGACCUUCUCUCACAGUACAUGGAUGACGAUCCUACAGUCAUCGAUAUGCCGCCGCCGCCACAUCCAGCAGCCGAGGGGAACAGCAGGAGGUCCGUCAGCACCGCAGCAGGGGCCCCACCAGAACCCUGCGCAGCAAACCGAACCACAGAACCUCAGCCAGACGCGUCUCUGCAGGAAGCCAGUGAGGCGGGGCUGUUUUUCGGGAAGUGUUUCCUCCUCGUUGGUUUCGGCGGCGAGGCCGAGGCUCAGCUCUCUGCGCUGGUGACAGAGCACAGAGGCAGGUUGCUGAUGGGCCGCACACGGGUUGUGGCGGACUAUGCCGUCGUCCCGUUGCUGGGCUGCUCGGUGGAGGCCACGGUGGACGAAGUGGUCACCGAUACCUGGCUGGCCAUGUGUGUAGAGAAGCAGUGUCUUCUGGAGCUGUCUUCCAGCCCUCUGUUCACGCCAGUUCCUGUGAUGGAUGGACGUUUUCCUCUCAAAGAUUGCGUCCUCUCGGUUAGCCAGUUCACAGGGGCAGAGAGGGAGUCUUUGGUGGAGCUGGCCAAGCACAUUGGAGCCAAUGUCCAGGAUUACUUUGUGCGCCUGGCCAACCAGAAGAAAGGCAUGCUGGUCAGCACUCAUCUGGUGGUAAAAACCCCCGAGGGCACAAAGUACCAGGCAGCGAAGAAGUGGGGUUUCCCUGCCGUUACCAUGCGCUGGAUACUGGAGUCUGCUCGAACCGGCCAGAGGGCUGACGAGGAGAGGUUUUCAGUCGACCGGCCACCCUCGCCAGAGAAGGACGAAGAGAGUUUCGUCGGCGGCUCCCAGAAACCGGCCAUGCCUCCACCGGCUCGCCUGUCUCCAGACAUCCCGCUGCUCGGCGUCCAGAGCGGCAAAGCUGUCACGCCGCUGGAUCUGGGUCGCUUUCAAAGCAAAAUGUUUCACUCUGUGUUGAACAAGAUGAAACCCAAAGAGGACCUCAGCACCCCCAAGCAAAACAAGGAGGACGGCAGAAAGAAUCCACUUCAGAAGGAGCAGGCCCUGCAGCUGGAUACUCCUUCUCGAUUCCUCAGUAGAGAUCAUCUCUUCAGGCCUUCGUUUAACGUCAAGGAUGCACUUGGAGCUUUGGAUACUCCGGGUGGGAGAUUGAAGCCAGGAGAGAAGGUGGAGACUCCACUAACUGACGUCAUCAACAGGAACCUGAAGGUGGCUCUGGCUAAUAGCACCCGCGCUAACGUCUCAGACAUGCAGGCAGCCUCCGCUAGCCCCCAGUUUACAAAGACAACUGAGAAGGAGGUUCCAGAGAAAGAUCCGGGUCCUCUGACUGGUGUUGUGAUCUGUGUGGGGAAGAAACUGAGCAAAAUGCAGAGCGAGCUGAACGCCGUAGCUGCCUCACUUGGAGCCGACUUCAGGUGGGCGUGUGAUGACACGGUGACACACUACAUCUACCAAGGCCGAGUCGGGGACAACACUAAAGAAUACAAAGCAGUGAAGGACAGAGGACUGCAUGUGGUCUCCCAGCACUGGCUGCACGCUUGUGCUGAGGAGCAGAAGCACGUCCCCGAGUCUAUGUACCCUUUCAACUACAACCCCAAGAUGAGCCUCACCCUGAGCCAGGUCCCCAGCAGCUCUCAGAGGUCUCCUCCUCUGACGCGAACUCAGCUCAGAGAAGUCUCUGAAGGAAAGGGCAACAAGUCUGAGCUCAACGUGACAGAAGAAGCUACAAACCUACGUCGUGUAAGCGAUGGCAGCGUGGACCAUGAAGAGAUGAACGACAGUACGGAAAGAGGCGAGACUCUAGAAAUGAGAGAAAACCUGCAACGACAGCUGCAGGAGAUCAUGUCAGCCACCAAACUGACAACAGGAAGGAGGAGCUCAAUCAGACUGGCGAGGUUGGGAUCAGGAGGAGCCGACUCGGGACCACACACACCUGAAGGGAGCCGAGUCGGACGAAGUGGUAACAGACGAACUCUGGAAGCUCUGAGGGUGUCCAGGGAAGCAGCUAUGGACGUGAACACGGAGCCGUCUCAGAGUGAGCAGAUAGUUUGGGACGACCCCACGGCCAGAGAGGAGAGGGCCAAGCUGGCCGAUAACUUCCAGUGGCCUGGAAGCCCCUCCCAGCACUCGGAGCCCCUCGCACAUCCGCCCCCCCACACCAGAGACAACGGACCUCAGUUCAGGGACUCGAUGACGGACUCUGAGCUGGUGGAGAUGGCUGCCUGUGACGUCAUUGACCAGCAGAUGGGUCAGAAGAUCCUGACGCCUCCAUCGGAGGAGUCGGAAAAAGACAUCCUCACGCCUAAAGCUCCCAGCAUCGCCUUCCCUCUCGCCAAUCCCCCGGUGGCACCGGAGCCCCAGGAGGAGAAGGAGGAAGAGAAACAUCCGCCCAGAUUUCAGCUGUCCUCCCUCAGCCCCCAGGAGCGCAUCGAUUACAGUCACCUCAUAGAGGAGCUCGGUGGUGUGGUUUUGGACAAGCAGUCCUUUGACCCCAGCUGCUCCCACAUCAUCGUGGGGACUCCGCUGCGUAACGAGAAGUAUUUGGCAGCGAUGGCCGCCGGGAAAUGGAUCCUGCACCGCUCGUACCUGGAGGCGUGUCGCUGCGCAAGUCACUUCAUUCAGGAGGACGAGUUUGAGUGGGGCAGUGGCUCCAUCUUGGAUGCGUUGCCGUCCAUCACCUCCCAACAGAAGAGGCUGGCGUUAGCCGCCAUGCGCUGGAGGAAAAGCCUGCAGAGACGCUCCGCACCAGAGGGAGCGUUCAGCGGAUGGAUCGUCCUGCUGAACAUCGACCAGAGCAGAGAAUCGGGCUUCAGGCGGUUGCUGCAAUCCGGCGGGGCAAAGGUCCUGCCCAGUCCCUCUCCAUCCUUAUACAAAGAGGCCACCCACCUGUUCGCAGACUUCAGCAGACUAAAGCCUGGAGACUUCAGAGUCAACGUAUCGGAGGCCACCUCACAGGGAGUCACAUGCUUGAAGCCAGAGUACAUUGCAGACUACCUCAUGCAGGAGCCGGCUCCGUCUAUCGAGCUGUACCAGCUGACUGAAGCUCCCUCAGAGGAAGCUCCGGGUACGCCGUCUCGUAAACGUAAAGCACCCGCAGACGCCUCCAAGCUGAAAAAGAGCCGCCUGAACUGAAACUCCUCCUAUAUAUACGGUUGGCGUUAUUCUCAACUCUGUGAAAAUGAUUGUAAAUAAGAUGCAUUUUUAUGUCUUGUAUGAAAAUAAAAUAAAUGUAGUACUUGU